AUGUACAACCAACUCAACAAGAUACACAACUUUGGCAUGCCUGCCUUUCCCAAACUGUUGAAGCAUCCUCCGCCCAAAUACCCACUGAUUUGGGGCGUGACUGUCAAUAUUCAGCAAGCAGACAAAGAGGACUUGGCAGAAGAUGCUGUCAGGGUGCACAAGGUGGAGGACGAGGAGGACACUCUUGAGAUUACCGGCUUCAAGUCCUCUCCAAGCAAGCCCUGUGGCGCUUUUACCGUCCAGGAAGAACUCAAGUUGCCCCAAGGUGCUUGCAUCAACCUGGAGACCAUCAAUCCUUUUGCCAAGCACCGUUCAAGCUCUUUGCUCAAGUCUGUCAACACAUCCAAGCAGUCUUCAACAAUUGCCGCCAAAGCAUGCAAGUCUGUUGCAGAUGUGCCCAAGUUGUUCAACAAGCCCGCCUCAACUUUGACUGCGGCCGCCCAAUCCAUCAUCUUGGCUCCAGUUGCCCCUGAGCUGCUUGCCAAGUCUUGUGCCAAGUCCAACAAGCCUGCUGCUUCAGUGCCCAAGCCGUUGGAGCUGGUGGAUGCCAAAGAUGUGCUCAACAAAGACGACAACAGCCUGCACUACUUUGACCUCAAGAAAGCCUCCAACCUGGAUGAGGCUGAUGCUGACAAGGUUGCCGCACCUCUGCACAACUCCAAAAAGGUUCCCAAGCAGAACACGUUCGUGCCUGCCCUGGCUGUCACCAACACCAGUGUUGCGUCUGCCCAGGCGCCCAAACCAGUGGACAACCCCAAGCCCCCAAGUCCUUCCAAGGUCCUUGGUGACAACAACGCUGACACCGCUGUCAACGCAGUCAACACAGUCAAAGGCAAGACGGUUGCAACCUCCCUUGCUGAAACCCCACUGCUUCCUGCUGCCAACCAACUGGCCGCCAAUGCUGCUGGUGAUGCUGCCGCUCAAGCACCCAAUGCUGCCACUGCCGUCACCAGCGCCACUCUUGGCCGCUUCUAUCUCCGCUUGGUGGAUCACCCGCAGUUGCUUGUCUGCACGCGUGUUGGCUGCACCCUUGGAGUGCCGCUGACGCCCUUGUUCAGAGACGUCACUGCUCAUGUGCAGCGUUUCCAUCACCAGCCCCUUGGUGACGCUUCACGCCGUGCUAUCCAGGCCAUGCUUGAUCAGCUUGAUCUUCCUCUUCCGAAGGACGUCCCUGUGGAUCACGACCGGCUGCCGGUGCCCAAGAUCAAGGAGCUGCCUGUGGUGACGGACGGCUACCAGUGCAGUCACUGUUCCUAUGCCAUCUUUGCCAGGAACGCCAUGUCUGCCCACGUCAAGGACAAACAUGCAGACCUGAAGGUCAAAGCCAAGCCUACGCACCCUGUCCUGCUGCAGGUCAUCCAGGAACACGGCAAGAACAAGCGCUACAUCUAUGUGCAGGACAAGGAGCUGGACCCCACACCUCCGCAGGCCAUCCUCAACGCCAACCUGGACGCGCAUCAGCUAGACAAUGCCAUCACGGCCAGGGCUGCUGCAUUCAUUCAGCAGGACCAAGCCGCUCUCCGUGACGCAGGUCUGCUCAACCCGGUUCUGGACACAUCCAUGCUCAGCGGCAACAUUGGACCCUGGGCCAAGCAGCUCAAGUGGCGCUUGUACUGGGCAGGCAAGCCGCUGGCUGCCAUUGGUGCUCUGGGCACCGACACAUCAAGCUGGCCCGGCGCACACCACGACUUUGUUCACUGGCUGGCCAGAAUGGCCAAAGCGUCUGCUCAGCGUUGGAUGCAGACCUUUAUGGAGUCUGGCCGUUACAUGCAGCAGACGUUCCAUGCCUACAGUGACGAGCCGUCAGAGCCGUACAACCUUCAGCCAAAGACCAUCAAGAAGCGUGCUGACAUGUGGGGCAACGUCCUUGCUCUGCUUGCGCACCUUGCCUUGGACGGUGAGACCCUCCAGUAUCACGGCAGCCGCAGCUGGGAUCAGCACCUGGUAGUCACAGACGAUGCCACCGAGGCCAUCCACUGCCUGCGUGACCUGUCUACGCUCUUUGAUCACGGGGAGGAUGAUCUAGGCACCAACCCUGAUGCACGUGCAGCUGCAGAGCAUCGGUCAAGCGUUCACCAGGUCAAUGUUGCAGUGGAAGAAGCGCUGCUCAGCCUCUCUCACCAGCUUGUCACUCAGCGCCCAGCAAGACACGGUCAGACAGAUGAGCUGAUGCUGGUGCGUCUCUUUGUGCACAUGUGCGUGGACAGAGAAGGCAUGCCCAGAGCCGUCAGUGCCGCCACGUCCAUCAUUGCCAGCCUGGAGUUCUGCGUGCGCACCGUGCUGCACCACCACCUCUUCAAUGACACUGACGGUCAGCUUCUGGAGAUGUCCACGUCUCAGACAGAGAAGGCCAUGCGCAAGCACCUCAAGGAGAAUGUCUACCACAACAGCAACUCUGCCAGCGCCCACCUCCAGUCUCUCCACCGCUACGGCAAGGUGCUUGCUCAGGAUGAAGUCACGCCUUUCAUCUGCUCUUGGGCGCAUGACCUCAGCCACGUCAAGUACGGUACAGAGGAGAUCCAGAUCACACGUCUUCAAGCUCUGAUGCUUAGG
Messenger RNA from Kalmanozyma brasiliensis GHG001, 2553 nucleotides. Its product is annotated as Protein of unknown function DUF3505. The annotation marks the transcript as partial. The record is from RefSeq and is a predicted model, not a curated record. Lineage: Eukaryota; Fungi; Basidiomycota; Ustilaginomycetes; Ustilaginales. The transcript has 4 exons.